AUGCCAAAAGACACCAAGUUUAACAAAGCUUGGCUACAACGAACAGAUGAUGAUGGAAAUCAAGUAUGUCAAUGGCUAAAACAAGGCACAACAUUUCAGUGCGUAUUGUGCAAAACCGGUGAUCGUGAAUGUGCAAAUCAAGGUUGGAGUGCAAUUUAUCAACAUAUGAAGACAAAAAAUCAUGUCGAAAAAAUAAAAGCAUUAAAAAAUAAUUUAAAAUUUGUUACUCAAUCAUCAAAAUCUCAACCAUUAUCAACUAAUGAUAUUCUUGAAACAAGUUCAUUACGACUUGAUGAUGUUCGAAAGUCGCCGAUGUUAAAUUUCGACCAACAGAUUACAAAAGCUGAAACUCUUUGGGCAUUAACAGUAGCACGACGAGGUUUUACUUACAAUUCAUGUAAUAAUAUUGGUGAUGUAUUUAGAUCUAUGUUUCCCGACUCUAAAAUUGCUGAGCAAUUUAACAUGCAAUCAAAAAAAAUUUCUUACGUGAUUUCUCAUGGAAUUGGUCCAUAUUUUCAUCGAGAUUUAAUUAAACAGUUGAAACGUUGUGAGAAGUUUGUGCUAUGUAUUGAUGAACAAACAAAUGUUCAAAAUAAAAAACAACUAGAUCUAUUAGUUAAAUUUUGGUCAUAUGAUGAAGGUCUUGUAGUCACACGUUAUUUCAAGUCCAUCUUGCUGGGUCAUGCCCAGGCGAAUGUUCUUCAAGAUGCUAUUAUUAAUUGUUUCAAAACAGAUGGUAUUGAUUUAAAGCGAUUGUUAAUGUUAGGACGUGAUAAUCCAUCUGUUAAUAUUUCUCUGGAGAAUUUAAUUGAUCAAGAAAUGAAGAAGAUGGAAGGUGGUUUAUUAUUAUUAGGUUCAUGUGAAAGAGUUCGUAAACAGUUGAAUAUUCUUACACAACAAGAGCGUGAAACAUUUUUUAAUGAUGUUCGAAAGAUAUAUCAUGGAAUUGCACAAUAUUUCAAAUUAAAUUUACCACUAAAAAAUCAAUUUUUACGUGAUAUAAAAAUUUUGCACCAUUCCUUGAAAGGUGUACAAAAUGCUGAUCAAAUUAUUCGUGUUGCACGUACUAUUCCACAGUUAUUAACAGACCGUGAAAUUGAUCAUUUACGUGAUGAAUGGUUAACUUAUUCGAUUGAAACUAUUGAUGAAAAAUGGAUAAUAAAAAGUGUAGUUAAAGAUUCAACUGGUAAUGAUAAUAUUACUUAUCAAAGAAUUGAUUUUUACUGGAAUAAUGUUUUGUCGAUAACUACAACAGAUGGUCGUCCAAAGUAUCCUACAUUAUCAAAACUUGUGAAAAAUAUUCUUAUUAUUUCUCAUGGGAAUGCCGAUGUUGAACGUAGUUUUUCCAUUAAUGAAAACAUUAUUGUUUCAAAUCGAUCAUUAUUAGCUGAACUGUCAAUUAAUGGACUACGUACCACAUAUGAUGCUGUUAAAUGUGCUGGUGGUGAUUGCGUACCAAUUGACAAAGAACUUCUUAAAGCUGUUCAAAAUUCUUAUUCUUUUUAUAGAGAAGAAUUGGCAGUUGCUAAAGCAGCUGCAGAACGAAUCGAAAAAGAAAGAGAAGAACAAGAAAAUAUCAAUGAAAUGUACAAACAGGUGUUAAAACAAGAAGAAGAUCUGUUAGUUAAACAAAAGAAGUUACAGCGACAACAACAAGAAGCUAAUUUAAUAAUUGCUGAUGCUAGUGCACGGUAUACAUCAACUGUUAUUGAUGCAUCAGCUGUACAUGAAACACCUCCAAAUCAAGCAUCAAAUUUAAGAGAAGCAUUAGCUGCUGUUGUAACACUUCCUACAAAUCAAACAUCAGCUCUAAGUCAAACAGUAAAUUUAAGUGAAGCAUCAGCUGCUAUUGCAACAAUAUCUCCAAGUCAAACUUUGGUUCUAAGUCAAACAUUAUAUCUCAGUGCAACGUUAGAUAUUAAUGAUAUCGACGCAAAUAAUUAUUCAAACGAUGAUUUAAAAAAUUUAUUACGUGUCGUACUUGCUGAAAAUAAAAGGUUAACUGAUCAAUUGAAUCAACAACGUAAUGAACAAUUAGAAAAUCAAGUACAAGUACCAGGAGAUAAAUAA
Molecule: messenger RNA, 2070 nt
Organism: Rotaria sordida
Lineage: Eukaryota; Metazoa; Rotifera; Eurotatoria; Philodinida; Philodinidae
Source: the annotation of a GenBank genome assembly